AUGGGUUCUGUGCUUUCCCUCUCCGUUAAUACCGCUGCCUCCGGGCAGAGGAAGAAGGCUGAGGACGACGACGACGACUUGCUCGAUAGCCGAGACCGCGUGGAAGACAUUGCCAAGUUCCCGUAUGUUGAGUUCACGGGUCAGGACAGCGUCACCUGUCCCACUUGCCAAGGCACUGGCUGCAUUCCCACAGAGCAGGUAAAUGAGUUGGUGGCUCUGAUACCCUACAGCGACCAACGGCUUCGUCCACAGAGAACGAAGCUGUAUGUCCUGCUGUCGGUGCUGCUCUGCCUGCUGAUAUCGGGGCUGGUGGUUUUCUUCCUGUUCCCACACUCCGUCCUGGUGGAUGACGACGGUAUUAAAGUGGUUCGGGUUUGGUUCGACAAGAAGAACUCCGUUGUCGUUCUUGCCAUCACGGCCACCUUACGGAUCAGGAACUCCAACUUCUACUCGGUGACGGUGACCAGCCUGACUAGUCAGGUGCAGUACAUGAACACUGUGGUGGGAACCCAGCAGAUCACCAACGUCUCCAGCAUCCAGCCGCUGAGUGACAAACUGGUGAAUUUCACCGUGAAGGCGGAGCUGGGUGGACCUUUCUCCUAUGUAUAUUUCUUUUGCACGUUUCCCAAGGUGAAGGUACAUAACAUAGUGAUCUUCAUGAGGACAUCGGUGAAGCUCUUGUACAUCGGCCACGUGACGCAGAGCGCUUUGGAAACGUACCACUACGUGGACUGCAGUACCAACUCCACGGCUGCCCAGGACCCCCUGCCUCUGCCAUCCCCCUUGGCGCGAGGUGCGGCCAAAGCCGAGAGCGAGCCCUGA
This is a messenger RNA of Pygoscelis adeliae (Adelie penguin), 822 nucleotides long. It is a transcript of the gene TMEM106C, whose product is annotated as transmembrane protein 106C. Bases 1 to 822 code for a protein of 273 amino acids. The transcript is spliced from 7 exons. Lineage: Eukaryota; Metazoa; Chordata; Aves; Sphenisciformes; Spheniscidae. The record is from RefSeq and is a predicted model, not a curated record.